Molecule: messenger RNA, 4920 nt
Organism: Gadus macrocephalus (Pacific cod)
Lineage: Eukaryota; Metazoa; Chordata; Actinopteri; Gadiformes; Gadidae
Gene: rpap1
Product: RNA polymerase II associated protein 1
Exons: 27
Coding region: 84-4352 (1422 amino acids)
Biological process (GO): transcription by RNA polymerase II
Cellular component (GO): nucleus
Source: RefSeq, a predicted model, not a curated record
UCGUGUGUCACAGCAAAACACUCCGUGUAAAACUUGCACUUGUAUGCUUAUUGCGGAGCAAGAAAACCAGCAUUUCUAUAGGCAUGCUGCAGCGUCCAAAACCCAGCGACUCUGAGGCAGACCUCCUCAAAGAGCAGGAGCGGUUCCUGGUCUCUGGUGCUCCUCUUGCGGCUAAAGUGAUCCGAAGGCCAGACAAGAGGAGAGGAGGAGGAGAUGGAGAUGGAGGAGGAGGAGGAGGAGGAGGAGGAGGAGAAUGCCAGAGAGACAUUGUCACCAUAGAAGAUCUCCCUGAUGACAUGCCGUCUCUAACACCGGCACCAUCAAAAAAGUCUUGCUCUAAAGAAAACCGCGUUCGCUUUGAAGACCAGGAUACGGAGGAGGUUCUAGACAAGCAUGACACUCACAUCAGCGCUGUGCUUUCUAGGAUUGUUGAGCGAGACACCAGCUCAAGCCUGGUCUCUCUGCCAACAUUCUCUGGAACUGCAUUUCCCAGAGUCCUUCACCGCACAGAACCAGAUAGCAAGGUCCCAGCGGCCGCAGCAGGCGGGAGGAGGAGUAUAUUCGCCCGUCAGAUAGCCGCUGAGAAGCUCAAGGAGGCCAGUGGUCCAUCGGGCCGUGCAGCCAGAGGGCCCAGCCCCCCCGUGGAGACCAGCAUGGACACACACCUUUCUCCUGCAGCACGCGGCCCGCUGAGGGAAGCUUCGGGCCCCAGGCUGCCCUCGGGCCCCAGGCUGCUGUCGGGCGAGGGCCUGGGGGGUCCAGACCGCUCGGCGGAGACCCUGAGGAUCCAUCAGGAGAACCAGGCCAUGCUGCAGACCAUGUCCCGGGGAGAGAUACUGGAGGAGCAGCGGAAGCUGCUGGCCCAGCUGGACCCCAGGCUGGUGGACUUCAUCAAGGCUGGCCGAGCCCACCAGGACACCGCUCCCCCAGGCUCCGGUGAAGACCACCAGCAUGGAGGAGUCGCUAGGGACAGCACAGCGAAAAGUGUUCCCUCCCCGUCAGAACCACAGCAGGAGGAGGAGAUGGAGAGAGAGGAAGAGGAGGAGCUAGAUCAGGAAGACGAAGAGCCAUCACCGCUGCCUCCCAUCACAGAGGAGGAUCUCCCGCUGAAGCCCGAGAAGCAGUGGGUCCACAUGGGCAAGCUGGAGCCGGACAAGCUGGAGUGGACCAGAGACCUGCCAGGUCCCAGGAGGAAGGGGACCCAGAAGGCCAUGCAGGCUCGCUUUGACUUCGCCGGCUCCCUGAUCUCCCCCCACGAAGACCUGCCCACCCACCUGGGUCUGCACCACCACGGAGAGGAGCCCGAGCUGGCGGGUUACUCUCUCCAGGAGCUCUUCCUCCUAUCCCGGAGCCAGGUCAUCCAGCAGAGGAGUCUGUCCCUCAACACCCUGGCCAGCAUCCUCACCAAGGCGCGCGCCGGGCAGUUUGCGUCGGCGCUGAGCGGGAGCGUGAUGACCACGCUGCUGGACGCCGGCCUCCUCUUCCUGCUGCGCUUCGCGUUGGACGACAACGUGGAGGGGGUGAUGGCGGCGGCGGCACACGCGCUCAGAGCCCUGCUGGUGUCAGACCAGGACGAGGCCUUCCUGGACCACAGCUUCUCCUGGCCGGGCGGCCUGGCCUCCUUCCCCCUGCUGCCCUGCUCCACGGAGGAGCAGGAGGAGGAGGAGGAGGAGGAGCAGGGCCUGCCGGAGAACAUGAGGCUGAGCGCCAAGGAGAAGGAGGAGCGGAGGCACGACCACGAUGUCGCCCGGCAUGACGUCGUCAAGGGCCUGCUGAGGACGGGGCUGCUGUCCCGACUGCGCUACAUCCUGGAGGUGGUCCGCCCCUCUCCGCGGGUGGUCCAGGACCUCCUGGCGGUGCUGACCCGGAUCAGCAGACACUCCUCCCACGCGGCCACGCAGGUGCUGGACUGCCCUCGUCUUAUGGAUGUGGUGAUGUCCGAGUUCCUGCCUACUUCCUGGAGCGCUCCGUCUCUGCACCCGCCCCCGUCUGUGUACGGCCUCCCAUUGGCUGGGGCCCUGAAGCUCCUCAGGGUAUUGGCUACCUCGGGGAGGCACGCCUGCGCCCGGCUGCUGAGCUCUCUGGGCGUGAGGGAACGUCUCUCCCGCCUGCUGAGCCCCGAGCCCGGGGAGCUGCUGCUGGAGAGUGGCCAGGCGCUGCGGGUCUCCGCUGAGGCCUUCAGGCUCUGGGCCGUGGCAGCCAGCUACGGGCAGGCCUGCGACACCUACAUAGAGCUGUACUCGGUCCUGCUGCGGGCGCUGCAGGCUGUGACCCGGGACCUGGACUCCUCGGGGCCCCUGCGGGCCCCCCAGCGGCAGAGGGUGCAGGCCCUGCUCGCCUUGCUCACCCAGGUCACCCACAGCGCAGGGUGCCACCAGGAGCUGCACGCCGCCAUGCUCAGGAGUCCAGGCCCCGAGGACCCCGCGCCCCCCCCUCCCCCCCCGGUGUCCUGGGGCCACGUGGCCGGGCUGCAGGCCCCCCUGGUGGGGCAGCUGAAGGGGCUGGUGGCAGGCCUGGACGGGCCGGCGGGGAGGAGGGAGAGCAGCCUGGCUCUCAUCCCUGGGUACCUGCUCUGCCUGGGGGCGCACUACCACCAGCUCCCCAAGCAGAACUGUUUCAAGCCAGUGGACACACUCCAAGAGCUGGAACGGCUCACAUCAGAGGUGCUGCAGCCACUGAUGUCGCACAGUGCCGUUCAACACGUCGUUACAAACCUCCAGUCAUGCUCCGCCGUGUGUGACCUCCAGGGUCAUGGUCCCGGUCCGGAGGCCGUUCCUAGUCUGCCUGGAUUGGCCAGCGCGGGAUGGAAGGACGGCCCGGGAUUGGCUGUUCCCUCGUCUCCCUUCCCUCUUCUAACAGCGCUUUGCGUCCUGCUGGACUCCAUCACCGGCAUCCAUAAAGGCCUCAGCAGCAAGUUCAGCGGUCUCCUCGUAUCGGAGCCUGUGAUUGGCUACCUUGGUAGCUGCUGUCGGGCCACGCCCAAUCUGUCAAACGCCAGCGCCUGGGUCCUACGUCACGAACACCACCUGCUCUACCUGCUGGUCCGGCUGGCCCACCGAGUGGCUCCUAAGGAUGCGGCCGUGGCGCGGCAUGCCUCUCUGUACCACCAGGUGGCGAUGGCGCUGCUCCCCUGGCUGCUGCCGGGCAGUGAGCACCUGGCUCACGACCUGCUGUGCUCCGUCGUCUUCAGCAAGGACUUCCUCCCGGAGAGCCACAGCGGGGGACCGGAGGCCCUGGAGCUGGCGGAGCUGAAGCUGCACGCGGGGGCCCCCCACCUGCAGGCGGUGGGGCCCCUCCUCCGCGAGGCCUGUGUCCAGCUGCCGUCCCUCCGGGGCUGCUACCUGGGCCACCUGGCCCACCUGGAGCCCUCCGUCCUGGGCUCCAAGGACGCCUACCUGGGCCGCACCCCCUGGGUCCGCUCCCGGCUGCUCCCGGAGCUGGGGCCGGGGCCGGCGCUGCCCGCCGACUGGCCCUACCUGCCGCUGGUCACCCUGUACGAGCGGACGGGCGGGGGCGAGCUGCAGGUGGAGGAGCUGCCCCGCGGCGCCCUGCAGGCCGUCACCCACUGCCUCCAGUGGCUGCUGCUGCUGGAGGUGUGGAGGGAGGAGGCGCUGAAGGCGGUCCCCCCCGUGGCUAAGCUGGCGCGCCUGUCCUGCGUGUUCCUGAGCGCCAGCGACCUGUUCCUGGAGAGGCCCGUCCAGCGGCUGCUCUGGGCCCUGCUCCGGCUGCUCACCAGGCCGGACCGCCUGGACUCCCUGGACCUGGACGUGGCGCCGCCGGGCCUGGCCUCCUUCCAGGACCUGUACUCGGCGCUGCUGGUGCAGUACGAGGCGGUGUCGUUCGGGGACCCCCUGUUCGGCUGCUGGCUGCUGCUGCCCCUGCAGCGGCGCUACAGUGCGGCCAUGAGGCUGGCCGUGUUCGGGGAGCACGUGGGGGCGCUGCGCUCCCUGGGCGUCACGCUGGAGCAGCUGAGCCUGCCCCUGGAGCGCUACACCUCCCCGCCCGAGGCCUCCCUCCCCCUGCUGCAGCUCUACCUCCGCUCCCUGGUGACGGGGGGCCUGCUGCAGGCCCGCUGCCCCCUGCUGUACACCGUGGCCCUCGCUCACCUCAACGCCUUCCUCUUCUCCGAGGGCCCCGCCCAGCAGGCGGUGGAAGCAGCCCAACGCAGCAUGCUGAGGAAGGUCUACCACCUCACCGACCAGGUGCUGAAGGACCACCUGCUGCUGUUCCGCGGGCCCCAGCAGGACUCUGCGCUGGGCUUCCACACGUACCAGCAGCUGCCUCCUGAUCGGGCCCAGCGGCUGGAGAGGGCCCUGGGCACGCCGGACAGCAGCCACGGAGGGACACACUGACCGGGGGUGAGAGACCGCAAGGAGGAGACGUUCAGAGAGGUGGGACCAGAGCAGAGGGGCAGAGGGAGGGCGGGAACGAGUAGAGAGAGGGGGGGGGGGGGGGGGGGAGAGAGAGGGGGAAUGACAGGAGGAGGAUGGAGAGUUUAGAGCGGACGUGUGGAAAACGAGGUAGGAUGCUGUGACGCUAAGCUCCAAGCUGUCCCAUCAGCUCUUUUUAAUUUACAGCCUGCCAGGUCUUACAGGGGGAUGCUCCUCUCCUCAUGCUUUGACAUGAGGCCGUGGGGAGAGAGCAUAAGGAGAGUUUGGGUUGAAAGUGAUCACUUGAUACUUUGUCAAGGGACGAGUUGGAUAAUACAAAUCCAUGAAUUGGCCAGAAUGUUGACAGUUUUCUAUGGUGCAAAUGGCCCAAAAACAGCUGUUCUCCGUUUGUGAAUGACUGCAUUUAUGUUUAAAUGUUUUACUUAUUUUGUUACAAAUUAACUAUUGACAUCAAAGGCUUGAAGAAAGCCACGCAUUUUAUAUGUGAGCCUAGUAAACAUCAUUUUUAAUAAACACACUUUAAAAAAUA